ACAAAAAAGCGCUCUCUAUGUUUGACCUCUGCAUAAACGUGCAUAGCUUAUCUAUUACGAUAUUAAGGUGUCCGCAGUUUCCAUAAUAAUAAUCAAUAAUAAACAUAAUAAUAAUUAAUAAGGAUAUUAUGAUUAAUCAAUAAUACAACAAAUUAAACCUAAUUUUAUGUUGAUAAUUUUCUUCUGAAUCUAGUCCAUAGUCUUAAGAUUAAAUAUGAAUUGUAAUUCAUUUAAACACUGCUUUUUGUUCCUGGCCAUCAUAUUGGUUAUCUUAUUCAAUGUUACCGUUCAAGCCGAAUCAAGCCGCGAACUAUAUGACAUCGAAGGCACAGUUAUGCUUCCCAGUCUGAAAACUUCCUGGUUAGCCGAAACUGUUGUGCAACUUAAAGGAGGCGAAGCAGUUGGUUUUCUAAGGUAUGCAUAAUUAACAAACUUAUGUAAAAUCUUUAUCACACCUGAGCACAUUUAAGCUCCCGUGGUUCCAUUUACUUUGAGCAAUCGCCAAUGAUCAACAGUUUGAGUUAAUGACUUGUGUACAUAAGUGAUUUAGAGUUAUCUCGAAUGUGCUUAGAUGUAGAUGCUUAUUUGAGUCAAUUAUCAAUAUAAUAUGGGUAAACUUAAUAUUUAUUUUCAAAGGUUUCGAUUUAUUUUAUUCUAUAAUAAAUAUUUUCGUUUUUUUUUUUUGUAAAUUCCUUUUAUUGUUUAUUUGAAAUGUUUUUAAUAUUUUAUCAUUCAAUAAUUUUAUAUUUUUUUAAUAUUUUGAAUAAAGUCAUCACAAUAUAGUAAUAAUUUUUUAUAGUUAAAAAUGUGCAUGGUGCAUUUUUUAUCAAAUCAAAUUUACAUUUUCAACAACUUAAAAAUCAUUUUUGCUUUCUAUUUAAAGAAGUCCAAUUUGCUGAUCACACUAAAUUUCCCGACCUGGAAUCUGAAAGAAAUAUCUUUGAUGGUUAUACUCUAAAUUAAGAUACACUUAGUAUCAACCUAUGGUAUUGACUAUUAACAAUAAUUAACUCUUAGUAAAACUAACAGUUUUCUAUGAUUUUUUUUGUCAAGGAAAAGUUUAUAGUACAAAAAAUAUUCCCUAUUAAAACCAUAACUAAAUAUAUAAAAAGAUAUUAGAAGUAAUUAAAAAAACCGAAAUGAUUAUAGACAAAUUCAAAAAUAUGUAAUAGUUAAAAAUUGUAUUAGUAAUAUAUUCAAACUAUAUUUGUAAAUAUAAUCUGGUUGUGUAAAUUAGUAUUGUAUUUGUACACUAAUGUACAGAUAUGAAAUCUAUAUUUCAGCCUGGUUAGAGAGUUAGUUUAAUCUGGCCUGUAAAUUAGUACGCCCUUAAUUCAUUACAAUUAUUUUUGUAGCACUAUAAUGUAUAUUAUUUUUAUUCCAAUAGGAAAAAUGGGUCUUUUCUCAUUUCCAAAGUCCCAUCAGGGUCUUAUAUUGUUGAAGUAGUCAAUCCAAAUUACUUCUUUGAGCCAAUUAGGAUUGAAAUUAAUUCAAAAGGAAAAUAUCGUGCACGUAAAGUAAAUUAUAUUCAGUCAUCUUAUGUUCAUCACAUGCCAUAUCCAUUGGAGUUUGUAAACUAUAUGCCAGCCAAAUACUUUUACUCAAGGGAACAGUGGAAAGUUACAGAUUUCCUUUUUAAUUCAAUGGUAAAUUUUCAGCAUCAAUUUUAUGUAUUAGAUAUAAUCAUUUCACAUUUGCCUUUCAAUUUUUAGGUUUUGACCAUGGUAUUACCUCUUCUUGCCAUAUUAAUUUUGCCAAGGUUAAUGAAUGACCCAGAAACUAAGAAGGUUUGAUAUAUAUAUAUAUAUACAUAUACAUAUAUUAGUCUGAAUGAUACUAUUAUUUAUUCAUAUUUUACAGGAAAUGGAACAAUUGAGCAAUUUAAAACAUGAUAUGCCUGAAAUGUCUGAAAUGAUAACAUCCUUCUUCACUGGAAAUGCACCACCUACUGAGAAACCAAAAGAGAAGCCUAAAGCCAUAAAAAAUUGCAAAAAAUUCAACAAAAAUAACUAAUUCACUAAUUUAAUAAUUAUUAUUUAUCAUGCAGUCAUGUAAAUUUGUAAAUUUAUCAAAAUUAUGUUUUGGUUAGGCACUUUUUGUAUAUAAAAGUAUAAGACAAUAUAUAAAACUAUUAUGUGUUUAAAUAAAAAAAAUAAUAAGUAUUAUACAAUAUAUAGGGAAAUAAUACAUUCAAUAAAUAAAUUACUGGUUUAAGAAAAUAUUGUAUAAUUUAAAAAGAAGAAAAGUAUUCAUCUUGUUUCAUAGAAUUCUGUAUUCAUAUAUAGACAUAACAUUAUCACUUAUAUUCCAAUUUAUAGCAAAUGAUAAUAUGUAUAAGAAAAUUAGCAGAAUAAACGGACUUAAUAAUACUUGAGUUUUGUGCAAGAUGGGUAAGCCUGAAAAAAAAAAUACAUUACAAAUAAUAAUUAAGGGUGUACUUUUAAUUAUACUUAAUUAUAAUGUUGAUAAUUAACGAGUUAUAAAAUCAUCAAAACUAUUUUACUUAAAACACCAGAAUAUAACUCAAUGUAACUUUUUUUUUACUAAACAACUCAACAUUAGUAAAUGUCAAAAUGGUUAAAUGUUUUAUUUACUAAUUUGGCAAAACAAAUAUACCUACAUAUUUUGGUGCAAAAGUUAUAAAUAACAUUAAAGAGAUUCUGUAUGUUUUUCAACAACAUACAAAUUAGUGAAUAAUAUCUUUACAAAAAGCAUAUUCUUGAUUAAAUAAAAAAAAUCGGAUAAUAAAUUACACAAAAUAUUUAAUACUUACAACUGUAUCCUAAAAAUGUGAUGUACAAGUAAUAGCCAAGAGCUAUAAGCCAGAGUGUGUUGCCAAUAAACAAUGGCAAAAACCAAUCAUGUUUGAGAAAUACUAAAUAAAACAGAAAUUAGUAUAUUA
This is a messenger RNA of Cinara cedri, 2902 nucleotides long. The record is from the annotation of a GenBank genome assembly. NCBI's taxonomy places the organism in Eukaryota, Metazoa, Arthropoda, Insecta, Hemiptera, Aphididae.